AUGCUGCGACUCAGGCAUUACUCAAUAGAGGUGCAAGGCUUACAGAAGUGCCCAAACAACCACAAUAUGAACCAUGAAUACAAAAGAUCAGAAAUGUCCGUUCGUUCUUCUCCACCUGAUGACAAAGUGCCCGGUCUCAAUGAUAAUAAAAGGCUGAAGGAUGUGGCUGAACUAAGCAGGGUAAUUCGAAAAGGAUUGAAUAAGGGUAAGACUUGCGAGGAUGAUCGUGUUGAUGAAAGUGAUUCUAUAGAAGUGAAAGAUCUGGGCCAUUCAUCUAUGGGGGGCUAUUUGCUCUUCUUGUGCAACCUUCUUCUUCAUCCUUCUGCGGAUCCUGCAUUUUUUUUACUUCUCCCAAGGAAAGUAAUAGUCAAGAACUAUGCUCCCAGGCAACAACACCAGAAAAAGCUUUGCAAAAAUGACUUUUUCACUCUCUGA
This is a messenger RNA of Triticum turgidum subsp. durum (durum wheat), 435 nucleotides long. The record is from the annotation of a GenBank genome assembly. Lineage: Eukaryota; Viridiplantae; Streptophyta; Magnoliopsida; Poales; Poaceae.